Physeter macrocephalus (sperm whale) is the source of this 1697-nucleotide messenger RNA. Its product is annotated as scaffold attachment factor B2. The transcript is spliced from 11 exons. Gene Ontology annotation, cellular component: nucleus. Gene Ontology annotation, biological process: regulation of mRNA processing; regulation of androgen receptor signaling pathway; regulation of transcription by RNA polymerase II. Bases 135 to 1697 code for a protein of 520 amino acids. NCBI's taxonomy places the organism in Eukaryota, Metazoa, Chordata, Mammalia, Artiodactyla, Physeteridae. Gene Ontology annotation, molecular function: sequence-specific DNA binding; RNA binding. The record is from RefSeq and is a predicted model, not a curated record.
GCGCGCAUGCGCGGCCGGAAAACGGGGCGGGAGGAAGGGAGUGCGUUUUCCUCUCAGGCGGCGCCAUUUUGUGCUCAGAGCAGCUACAGCCGGCGGCGGUGUGUGGAAUAGGUGGCAGAGACGGGAAACCCGGGAUGGCGGAGACUCUGGCAGGGUCCGGCGACUCGGGUUCUGGCACAGCCGCUGCCGUCUCGGGCGCCUCAGAGGUCGGGACGCGGCGGCUCAGCGACUUGCGGGUGAUCGACUUGCGGGCGGAGCUGAAGAAGCGGAAUCUGGACACGGGCGGCAACAAGAGCGUCCUGAUGGAGCGGCUCAAGAAGGCGGUUAAGGAAGAAGGGCAAGAUCCUGAUGAAAUUGGCAUCGCGUUGGAAGCCACAAGCAAGAGGAUGACAAAGAAAUGCGUUAAAGGACAAAAGAUGGAGGAGGAAGGCACAGAAGACAAUGGCCUGGAAGAAGAUUCCAGAGACGGGCAGGAGGACAUGGAAGCAAGUUUGGAGAGUUUGCAGAAUAUUGACAUGAUGGACGUUAAUGUGUUAGAAGAAACCGAAGUCGAGAAUAGCGGUGCUCCAGACUUCGGGGAGGAUGGCGCUGACAGCAUUCUCGAGUCCCUAUGCGAGAGCAAAGACUACGUGGCCGUGCAGCUGAGGGAGCUCCCAGCUCAGUUCACAGGACACUCUGUAGAUGGGGAGGGCUUCGAGAACACUUUGGAUGCUUCACCGUUGGACUUGAAAUUGCCUCCGGAUAUUGAAGAACCUCUAUUGGAGCCAGAAAAUGAGAAAAUACUCGACAUUUUGGGGGAAACUUGUAAAUCUGAGCCAGUAAAAGAAGAAGGUUCCGAGCUGGAGCAGCCAUUUGCACAGGAAACAAGUAGCGUGGGGCCAGACAGAAAGCUUGCGGAGGAAGAGGACCUUUUUGACAGCGCCCAUCCGGAGGAGGGUGAUUUAGAUUUGGCCAGCGAGUCAACAGCACAAGCUCAGUCGAGCAAGGCAGACACCCUGUUAGCGGUAGUGAAAAGGGAGCCCGUGGAGCAGACAGGCGAUGGCGAGAGGACGGACUGUGAGCCUGUAGGGCUAGAGAAGCCAGUUGAGCAGAGUAGUAAAGCCUCAGAGCACACGGAAGCCUGUAGCGAGGAGGCCUCGGAAGCGCCCCCGGAAGCCUCAAGCCCAGACCCCAGGGAUAGCAAAGAAGACGUGAAGAAGUUUGCUUUUGAAGCUUGUAAUGAAGUCCCUCCGGCUCCUAAAGAGUCCUCAGCCAGUGAGGGCGCUGAUCAGAAAAUGAGCUCUUUUAAGGAAGAAAAAGAUAUAAAGCCAAUCAUUAAAGAUGAAAAAGGUCGAAUCAGCAGUAGUUCUGGAAGGAAUCUGUGGGUCAGUGGACUGUCUUCCACAACUCGAGCGACAGAUCUGAAGAACCUUUUCAGCAAAUAUGGAAAGGUUGUUGGAGCCAAAGUGGUGACCAAUGCCCGCAGUCCCGGGGCCCGGUGCUACGGGUUUGUCACCAUGUCAACAUCCGACGAGGCCACAAAGUGUAUCAGCCAUCUCCACAGAACUGAGCUUCAUGGAAGAAUGAUCUCUGUUGAGAAGGCCAAAAAUGAACCUGCUGGGAAGAAGCUGUCUGACAGAAAAGAAUGUGAAGUGAAGAAGGAGAAAUUGUCUAAUGUUGACAGACAUCAUUCUGUGGAGGUCAAAGUUGAAAAGUAA